Molecule: messenger RNA, 841 nt
Organism: Syngnathus acus (greater pipefish)
Lineage: Eukaryota; Metazoa; Chordata; Actinopteri; Syngnathiformes; Syngnathidae
Gene: zswim7
Product: zinc finger, SWIM-type containing 7
Exons: 6
Coding region: 42-482 (146 amino acids)
Biological process (GO): double-strand break repair via homologous recombination
Cellular component (GO): Shu complex
Molecular function (GO): zinc ion binding
Source: RefSeq, a predicted model, not a curated record
GUUUGAUAGGAGGACGUACUGGAUUGGCUGGAUGACUUGAAAUGACUUCCGUAAACAGUUCUGGCGGAAAAAUGCCCGCCAUUCUACCUGCAGUGGCAGAACAGCUUUUACAAAAUAUCCGUAAAACAUACCAGGAAACUUCUCAAAUUCCUGAUGACUUGCUAACUGCGUUGAAUUGUGUUUUUGGGCCCUGUGCAAUCCGAGCUUUGGAUCUGGUUGACCAACGCUCAGUCACCUGUCUGUCAUCACCCAGUGGACGUAAGGCCUUCCAGGUCAAAGGAGACUCGGGGAGGUUGUACACUUGUUUCACAUCCUGCCACUACUGCCCAUGUCCCACCUUUGCUUACACGGUGUUACGAAGGGAUGAAGGCCUGCUGUGCAAGCACAUUCUGGCCGCGUACCUGUGCGAGGCCGUGGGUGCGACCUCCACUCAAAGUGUGUCGGAUGAGCAAAUGACAGCGCUGCUCAGUGGGACCUUGUAACUGCCACAUGGACACAUUUGCUGAGCCGCGAAGUUGGCGCUAUUUGACUUUCCUCCUGACGCAUGAAAAUGUCCUUUCUUGCCAAUGCUUGACGUUAAUGGAAAUGACAGCGCAUCUCAAAAAGCCCCACGGGAGGGCACAGUGAACUUGCGUUGCUUUAAAACAAGCAGAAAAACAACAGCAACGGAUCUCCUUUGUUCAUUGAUGAGUUCAUGUAUGCAAAUUUGUGAUUAUGUCAACAGUCUUUAGUUUGAUUUGUACUCAAGUGAGCGCAGCUGAAUGCAACAUAACUCAACAUAUCUGUGAAUAAUCACAUGACUGGAGACCUUCAAUGUUUCAUUUUGGUUGGUGGGCAGUUU